This is a messenger RNA of Knipowitschia caucasica, 1764 nucleotides long. The record is from the annotation of a GenBank genome assembly. Lineage: Eukaryota; Metazoa; Chordata; Actinopteri; Gobiiformes; Gobiidae.
AUGCCUAUCGCUGACCUGGUUGGUGUUCAGUUUGACAUGCAGCUCCUGGUGAGGCUGAGUCUUUCCGUUGCUGUGGUGCUACUGGGCUCCUGGGCGUACAAGUUUUACAGCUCAAGAAAUGACAAAAAAAGGCUUUUAUGCUGCAACAAAAAUGGAACUUGUCGAAAAUGCAAUGCGACGCUGGGAUUGCCGGAUGAUGUGGACGGUGAGCUAAAAGGGGAUGAGCAGGAUGGCGUUCUAGAGAAGAGCAAAGACCCCAAGGAUAAUGUAAAAGGUGAGAAUGUAUUUAACCCAGCACACAGCGACAACAGCGUCAAAGAUGAUACACUCAAUCUUCACAGUCAGCCAGCGCUCUCUACCAGUAAUAUUUCAUUUGGAACGUCUUUGAAGCUUCCACAUCCAGCCGAGUGUGGGAUGGCCAAUGCAACAGGGCGCCUCUCCCCGUGUUUUCUACAGCGGCUCGAGGGGAGUGUGGGUGUGGGCAGGGAGCUCCGGCAAGACUCAGAACGCCAGGGGGGCCACUGCAGCUUCCUCUCCAAGGCCGAGAUCAAAGUGGAGGACGCAAGCUUGCUGACGGAGGGAACGGGAGAUCAGGUCGUGCGCGGGAAGAUAUACGAUUACUACGUGGAGUCGUCCUCGCAUUCGGUUACAGAAUCGAGAGAGAGUAAACUGGAGGUUGCGAGCGGUAGAAGCAGUGUUGGUGAAUCUGUCUCCUUCAUGAACACCAUCGUUAUGCGCGAUCUGGUUUCAGCGCAAAGCUAUGAUCAAGAUUUCUGCGCCCCGCUGGGAAAACUCAAGCCGAGGAACCCCGCCAGGCCCGCAUUGCAACGCAACCAGAGUUAUCAGUCUGCCGCCGAGCAGUCUGAGCUUGUCUUUCCCCCUCCAACUUCAAAAGACGCAACUCCAGACUGCGUAGAAAGUGUUGACGGAAUGCAACCAUCCAGCGCAAUAUACUACUACGACGACUACAAAGAUAUUUGGCAAAAACUAUGUCAGAUCCCACCUGAGGUAGUCUCCAAAGCUUGCGCCCUGUGUACUCUCGACAACUACCUUUAUUUAGCGUUGGGCUGCCAGCGCACAGGCAGCAAAGUGACUCCAUCAAAGCGAGUGUUUUGCUUCAAUCCUUUGACAUCCAUUUGGAAGGAGAUCAGCCCUUUGAUCGAAGCUAGGCCGCGGUGCAAACUGGCAGCUCUGGACGGUUGCAUCUACGCCAUUGGGGGCGAGUGUCUAUCCUCUGUGGAGCGCUACGACCCACGCUUGGACAGAUGGGCAUUCGUGGCACCGCUUCCUAAUGACACUUUUGCGGUUGCCCAUCACGUUGCGGUAUGCGAUGGGGACAUUUUUGUUUCUGGCGGGACAUUACGGUGCCUGCUACUGCGCUACAACCCUCAGGCGAACUCUUGGAAGGCGAGUCUGAUAGGGAGUAAAGAGCGCACAGCGGAUAUGGUGGCAGUUGGGAGGUUUUUGUACCGCUUUGAUGCGAACCCUCUGCUAGGGCUCAGCGUGUAUCGGUAUCACACUGUCGCCAGGUUAUGGUACGAGUGCAGCAGUAAGCGUGUGCCCAGAUGUCCGGCUUUUCAGUGUGUUGCGAUGUAUGGGAGUAUUUUCUGUGUGAAUCGCCAGUUCACCAUGCGCUUUGAUGCCGAUGAGGUGUCUCCCGCGUUUGCAGAUGAGGAUUUGAGUGUACUCUCGGCAGCUAAGGGCAUGCUAUUCCCAUUUGUCCUCUCACUGCCUGAUAAGAAGCCUCGCCAGACCAGUGUGUAA